AUGGUGAACAGGAAAAGUUGCAGAAAUUAUAGCAUACAUCCUGAAAAUGUAAUUUAUUACGAUUAUUUUAACAAUUUAAGAAGAAGGGCGGGAGCCCAGGGGUGUACCAAUUUGGUUAUUUCAUUUAAAAAAAUUAUGGGCUCCAUUUUGAGGUACCCCUUGCCAAUUAAAAAUAGCCUGGAAGCCUAUAAAUUGAAGGGGGUUGGUAAGCGAUUUUCUUACUAUUUUGAAAAAGCCCUGUCGAAAAGUACUCAGGAAAAGAUUCGUAAUAGUAUGCACAAUGAGUGUGUCAAUUCGAAUGAGGAUUCCUCUCACAUAUACUCCCACAUCAAUAAAGUUAUCACAAGUGUGGACCGUUUUUUGAAGGAACUGGACAGUAAGGCUUAUAAUUUGAAGAGAAUUGGGGAAGAGUCCGAUGAUAAUAUUAUGAGGAACAUGAAGGAGAUAAGAAAUGAUUACUCGAACAGUGAUUAUAAUGAAGGGGAGACGAAAAGGAGAAAGCGGAAAGGUGGAAAGGAGAAGAAAGUAAGCACCCAUUUCUCGGAUCCGGUUGGUGGGUCUAAUUUCGCUAACAGAGCUUACAGGGCUGACAAAGCUGACGAGGAGGAUGCCUUUCAUGCGUUUGAUGUGCCUGAUGCGUCUGAUUGCGCUAAUCAUACCGUCAGUCAUGAAAGCAAUCGAGGAGAGGUCAGUUACCCUGCGGUCAAUGAAAUGUAUAGCUCUCCGCAGUUGUCAACAUCUCCUUACACGUACAAGAGCAGCACCAAUAUCAAAGGCUACACAAUCAUUUCGGGAAGCUCCAUAAAUUACGAUAACUCCUUUUUGGGUGAUGAGGAAACAUCUGCCGCAAAAGGGGGUCCACCGAAUGAGCAGGAGAAGAAAAAGAGAUUAACUAGCAAAAAUAAAGAAAGCAAAAGAACGUAUGAAAUGAAAUUAAACGAUUUUGAAAACAGAAUCUUGUCUUUUCUGGACAAGAAUGAACAUUUGUAUGAAGACUGUUCACUGAGCAUGGAAGAAAUAACAAUUGGGUUUUUAAAAUAUUAUCGAAAAUGUGAAAAAAUAUAUUUAAGCAAAUUGCGUAGGCUCAUAAAAUUAGAAUUGUUGGAGAAGGUAGACAUUUGGGAAAAUAAGGCAAGUGGUGGCGCUUCUAGAAAAAAGUGCGUCCUGGAUGAUGUGUACGACACACCCAGCAGUUUCGCGCCGUCGAAUGCACUAUCUGCGUCGAGCAUGUCCAAUUCUAAAAGGGGUAAAAUGAAAAUCAUUAACAAGGUGAGGUUGACGGUGAAGGGGAAGGAGUUCCUGCGGAGGGAGCAGCUAAAUGAAGGAGAUCAGAAAAAAGAGGAAGAUCAGAAAAAAGGGGAAGAUCUGAAAAAAGAGGAAGAUCUGAAAACAGAGGAAGGUCUGAAAGCAGAGGAAGAUCUGAAAACAGAGGAAGAUCUGAAAACAAAGGAAGAUCUGAAAACAGAGGAAGAUCUGAAAACAAAGGAAGAUCUGAAAACAAAGGAAGAUCUGAAAACAAAGGAAGAUCUGAAAACAAAGGAAGAUCUGAAAACAGAGGAAUAUGGUCCCCACGUGAAUAACCUCAAAACGAAGGAACCCGCCGCAGAUGCAUCAAAAAGAGAAGACAAAUCUACUUCUAAGGGAGACAAAGAAAAUAAAUUGAGCGAUUUAGACCAUCGAAUAGAAUACGAGGACAGUUUCAAAAGCGCAGAAUAUUUAUCGACAAAAAUGAACGAGUCGGAUGAACGGACAAGGAGGGAAGUUACCUACAGUGAUGGUGAGAAUAAUCACCCGUUUGUGAAAAGCAAAGUCGUUCCCGAAAAUAUUAUUUUUACCAUUGAUGGGGAUACAUCGGAUGGACAAAGUCAUCAGCUGAGCGGUAAGGAGGACAGCGAAAAAGGCAGAACCAAGAGGUCAAAUACCCUUGGUAAUGUCCAAAUAGAGAAAACCCACCAGUGCAACGUUCUCUACACAGAGACUACAUCAAUUUUGAGCCAUAACAAACAAGCGGAAGGUGUUGACGUAAUAGAUUUGUUUGCAGAAGAAGGUGCAUGUGAUAUGGGGGGAAAUGUCUCUGGUGGAAGUGUUUACUCAGUUGAGAGUAAAACGGAGGGGAAGCGAAAAUGGAGCGCCUCGCUUGAUAAAGGAGGGGAGUUAGCAAGUGUACCAAAAAGAAGAAGAAAAAAAAAUAAAGGGGAGAAAGGGUUGGAGGAAGAGGAGGGAAAUGACAACAGCAAGGGAAAUUCCAAAGGAGAGCGUAAAUCAGGCCAAAAAUCAAAGCGAAAAGCUAACCUCGAUGCAAAGCCUAAUGGGGAUACGGAGACCGCAGAAGGAGAACAAGUUACAUACGGGCCGUACGAAAUCGUUAUGGUAAUUGAUAACAGAGACAUAUCAGGUACGAGUCAAGAGCUGAAUGAGAAAAUGAAAAAAAUAUUCCAACGCAAUGGAGUAAAAUAUUUAACUAGGAAUUUACCCUUGGGUGAUAUCAUCUGGUUGUGCAGGAGAAGGGUUUAUAAUGGUGGUAAGUCGAAGAGAAAAAGGAGCAGAAAAAAUGGGAAAAAGGAAAAUCCAUGGGAGACUCCACAGAAUUCCUAUAAUCACGAAUGGAGUGUCGAGACCGGUCAAAUGAGCAACCUAAGAAAGAGCAUCUCUCACUUGAGUGAAAGUUACGACCAAGGGAGGGAGGAGCAGGUGGCUGGAGACGAAGAGGAAAAUGCUGAAUAUGAAGAACACGUAUUAAAAUGGAUAAUAGAGCGUAAAACAUUGAAUGAUUUAAGUGCAAGUAUAAUUGAUGGAAGGUAUGAUGAGCAAAAAUAUCGUCUCAUGAGAUCAAAGGAAACUUCACAUAUAAUAUACCUGAUAGAAAACAGUAACAAUUCCUUUAGAAAUUAUGCCAAUGUAAAUAGAAUUUCUUAUGAAACGCUUCUUAAUGCUCAGCAUAGUAUUCAGUUGAUUAGUGGGUUCUCCAUAUUGACUAGUCAAAGUUUGAGUCACACUUUCUUUUUAUUGGCUGAAAUGCACACAGAGAUUGUAGAAAAUAUUCGAUUACUUUGUAACAUAAGAGAAGACCAACCUAUAAUACACAAUCAUCAAUUGGAGGUGUAUUUACGAGAUAAUUCAUCUGAUUGGGAUCAGUGGAAUAGUUAUUCUAAGAAGUCCAAGAACAAUUUGGUGAAGGAAGUUUUUGGGAAACAGUUACGACUGAUUAACAUGUGUGGGCCUGAUGCCACGGAGAUUAUUCUGUCUCUGUGGCCUACCCCCAUGAAAUUGAAUGAGGCCCUAAAUAAGUAUACCCAUGAUGGUAUUUUGGCCGAGAAGAUCAAGAGGAUUUACCUCAGGGGGCGUGACCUUGUGGGGAAACGGCGUGUCAAAUCUCCCGUCGAUGCAAAUCUCAUUGCACAGCUGCGACAGCUCUAUGCCCCGGACUCCAUUUAA
Plasmodium knowlesi strain H is the source of this 3435-nucleotide messenger RNA. Its product is annotated as crossover junction endonuclease MUS81, putative. Lineage: Eukaryota; Apicomplexa; Aconoidasida; Haemosporida; Plasmodiidae. The coding region runs from base 1 to 3435 and encodes 1144 amino acids. Gene Ontology annotation, biological process: DNA catabolic process; double-strand break repair via break-induced replication; resolution of meiotic recombination intermediates. Gene Ontology annotation, cellular component: nucleus; Holliday junction resolvase complex. The record is from RefSeq and is a predicted model, not a curated record. The transcript has 2 exons. Gene Ontology annotation, molecular function: DNA binding; 3'-flap endonuclease activity; crossover junction DNA endonuclease activity.